AUGAAAAGCCCUGUGUGCACUUCAAGGCAUAUCAAAUAUUUCGUCAUUUUCAGCCUUUGCCUGGGACUCAUCUUCCUGUCAGGAUACUUCCAUAUGAAGAAUAAAACUUAUGUAAUCUCGAAGAGCCAUGACGAGCUGCUGCAUUGCCAUGCCAAGACUAACGUCAUGUUCCUCAAGACCCACAAGACUGCCAGCAGCACCAUCCUGAACAUCAUGUUCAGGUUUGCGGAGAGGUACGACCUCACCGUCGCCCUCCCAGCUGACCAGCUCGUCCACCUGGGCUACCCAGAGACCUUCGUGGCCCAAUUUGUGGAGGGAUUUCAAACUAUAGGUCAAAACUACAACAUCAUGUCCAACCACCUGCGGUUUAACCGCUCAGAGGUGCAAAAGGUGAUGGCAGUAAACACCUUCUACUUCUCCAUCUUGAGGAACCCCAUUUCUCUGCUGGAGUCUUCCUAUGUCUACUACAAGGAGGAUGUCCCUGCCUUCAAGACCUCCAAGGACGUGAACGAGUACCUGGCGUCACCCACGAAGUAUUACCGUCCGGAAAAUUACAAGCAAAACAUAUAUGCCCGGAAUAUCAUGUGGUUUGACUUUGGCUAUGACAACAAUGCAGAAGACGACACAAAUUACAUCCAGGUGGUCUUGAAGGAGAUUGAACAGAACUUCCACCUGAUCUUGAUAGCAGACUACUUUGAUGAGUCCAUGAUCCUCUUGAAGCACACUUUGUGCUGGGAUCUGGAUGAUGUGAUUUACUUUAAGCUCAAUUCCAGAAGCCAGGACACUGUCCAGACCUUGACUCCAGAAAGCAAGGAGCGGAUAAAAGCGUGGUGCUCGCUGGACUGGAAGCUCUACCUGCACUUCAACCAGACCUUCUGGAGGAGAAUUGAGGAGACCAUAGGAUUUGAGGAGCUGGAGAAGGAGGUGAAUCAUCUGCGAACGAGACAGAAGGAGCUCAUGGAGGUCUGUCUCUCGGACAAGGAGCCAGUGGGGAAAGAUCACAUCCACAACAAAGAUUUCCUGCCUUUCCAGUCAGGGGCUGCAAAUAUCCUUGGGUACAACCUUAGACAAAACUUGGACAACUGGACUCUCAGAACCUGCCAGAAAAUGAUUAUUCCAGAGCUCCAGUACACAUCCUAUCUUUAUGCUGUUCAACACCCGCACAAGAAGAGGAAGCCGUUUGGCUUGCCCUUGAUGUGGACCAAGUUCCGGGAGAAGACGCACUUCCCAGCUCCCAACUAG
Messenger RNA from Charadrius vociferus (killdeer), 1242 nucleotides. RefSeq names its product galactose-3-O-sulfotransferase 2 (gene GAL3ST2). The record is from RefSeq and is a predicted model, not a curated record. The transcript has 4 exons. Gene Ontology annotation, molecular function: galactosylceramide sulfotransferase activity. Bases 1 to 1242 code for a protein of 413 amino acids. Gene Ontology annotation, biological process: glycoprotein biosynthetic process; glycolipid biosynthetic process. Gene Ontology annotation, cellular component: membrane. NCBI's taxonomy places the organism in Eukaryota, Metazoa, Chordata, Aves, Charadriiformes, Charadriidae.